Messenger RNA from Babesia microti strain RI, 855 nucleotides. RefSeq names its product 50S ribosomal protein L22, mitochondrial, putative. Gene Ontology annotation, cellular component: ribosome. The record is from RefSeq and is a predicted model, not a curated record. Gene Ontology annotation, biological process: translation. The transcript is spliced from 12 exons. Bases 1 to 855 code for a protein of 284 amino acids. Lineage: Eukaryota; Apicomplexa; Aconoidasida; Piroplasmida; Babesiidae. Gene Ontology annotation, molecular function: structural constituent of ribosome.
AUGUCCUCCCUCAUAAAAAGAUUCCUCCCCCUAAUAUCUUUUGCAAAUAGAUUUUCGAGCCUACACAAUACAAAAGUAAAAAUAAAGAAUCCUUAUUAUCGUAAAAAAGGUUUAUGGGAAUGGAGGCGACGGUUGAUAUAUUUGAGUAAUAAAAGACGUUAUUAUAAAAAAUUUCUAGUACCUAAGGUUAUCAAUCCUGCUGAAAAUUCUAUCAAAGGGCGCGAAGGUCAUUCGUGGACUUUCACAGUAGAAAAUAUACCGAUUAGAUCUAAGAGCCUAAAGAACUAUUGCAAAUUGUUUUCCAAUCUCCACGUUCAGGAUGCAUUGGAUUGGCUUGCUGCUUUGCCAAAAAUCAAUACUAAUAUAAUUUUGAACUCCAUAAGUAAAGCUAGACGUAAAAUUGUGGAAGAAUUCAAUGGGGAUUCCAGUAGACUUUACAUUAGUAAUUUUGUCUUAAAUAAUAAGUCUCCAAUGAGAAGAAUUAAAAUGGGAUGGGGGGGAUGUUUUAGAUUAACUAAAACUCCAAGAACUAAUAUAGUGUAUAGUAUUCGUGAAAUGCCAAUGGAAGAAUUUUACCAGAAGACAUUUAUAUUAGGAGAUAUACCUAGAAGUUUGGGAGCAGAAUUAAGAUCGCAUAUUGCUCAAAGACGAGCCCCUUUGAGAAAUAUUGCUGAUUGGUAUCCAUACCUUACAUCUCAUACUCGUUAUCAAUUUAGAAAGCAUUUGAAAAUUUUAAAUGACACUCGCCAAUUCGACUACUACAACCACAGAAGGGAAUGGAUAUCGAAAUAUAAAGAGAAUUUGGAAAGGCGGAGGAAUCAAUUGAGAGAACAAUACAAUUUACUGCAUGUAUAA